Messenger RNA from Mycena citricolor, 2950 nucleotides. Lineage: Eukaryota; Fungi; Basidiomycota; Agaricomycetes; Agaricales; Mycenaceae. The record is from the annotation of a GenBank genome assembly.
UCCAUGAAGGGCCGGCUUGCAUUCUCCGCUCACCUCUAGCCGCGGUUCUCCACCAUGCGUCGUUUUGCGUCCGUUUUCGCCCGCCGCGACAAGGAAAAGGACACGCUCAAACGGGCCAAUUCAACUCUCGCCCCCAUACACUCUCUCUCCCCAGUUCCCCCAUCUAUUCCCUCCACCCCUGUUCUGAGUACCGGCAGCAGCGAUCCCACUUCUUCCACCUCCUCUACUGGCUCAGCCAGUCUCAAUCUCAGUCUCCAGACUCCUGAAGACGAGCCCGUUUCCGAACCCACACCCACACCGAAGUCCAAGUCAUGGACGAAUUGGCUCUCCAAACGGUCGAGCACGAUCAAGCGUUCGAAGCUGCCACCUGACGAUGUUUGGAGCCACCCUGUACCCCCUUGGCCCUCAAACAUGUCUGCCCCUGUACUCAGUAAUCCACCGGCGCAGAGAUCUCGUGCAGAUAAACACAUCGCCCCGGAGGAAGACGAGGAUGAAGAUUCUGAAUCCGAGGAAGACCAUUCUGCCCCAACUGUUCACACUCGUACCCCCACAAUCUCCCCAGUAUCCGCAGCCAGAUCUAGAAAAACCCUUGAAAUCAUCAUACAGAACAGUCUAGUUCCGACUGCCGCUUCAUCUCCGUUCGCACAUGUCCCGGGCGCACCGACGUAUCCACGCUCCUGCAAUCCCCAUAGCUCCCUCCGGCCCGAGUCUCCAUGCAGACGACUAUGCACAAAAUGCAUCUGCUUCGGCGGUUGACCGAGCCCGACGUAUCAACGCUGUCACCCAUCCACGACCGUUCGAUAUCUUCUCUGGCUUCUCGUCCCUCCCCAGCACCUGUUGAUCCCCCGAGCUCAUUGCCCUGGUAUAACAUCUCCGUUGUAUCCGUUUCAAUGGGCAUCACUGCAAUCAGUCCCGGUCUCCGUCGGUGGAUCUCGCGCCCUUGCUUUGAAGAGAAAUUUGUUGUUCACGUUCCUCUUGAUGGCUCGAUUGUGUCCCGAGCGGUUCCCGGCUCGUCUUUUGGAGUUCCGGAACUAGAGUUCUCUGGCGCGAUUGAUGCAAUGGCCGGAUUGUUGGUGGAUGAAAGAGAUCUUUCUGUUAUCUCGGCAAGCUCUGACGUGUCACCUGUGCUGCGAAGCACAUCGCUUAAGCCGCAACUCCAAGUUGAAACCACCGAGCAGAAGGUUACCCCACCGGUCAAACCAACGACGUCGAGUCCGACAUUGUCGGUUCCACCAACUUCAAGUCCAUCGUCGCCAAUUCCAUCAUCGCUGAUUUCGCCAUCCUCCAAACCAGCAGCAUCCAAGUCAUCAACAACAACGUCGCGUGUGCGGUUCAUGGUGGAAGAUAAGGACGAUGUUGUGCCCCUCGGCUACACCAUUAGAGUGAAGCAGCGUCGCGAGGAAAAGGCAAGAUUUCUUCGAGAGGAGCAGGAGCGGCGCGCGUUCGAGGAAGAAAAGGCUCGUCAGGAGGAAGAGCGCAGAAAGAGGGAGCAGCAACGACGGCAAUGGGAAGAGGAAAAGAAAGCUUGGGAUAAGGAGCAGCGGGCUAUGGAAGAGGAACGGAAGCUGCGCAUUUAUGCUGAGGAAGUUGCUGCAACUCGAUUACGCAGAGAACAACAGAGGGCCGGGUUUCCGGGCGGCGCUAGCAAGCCCACGAGCUCCAAUCUACUAGCGGCCUCGAAUUCAUCGUCUUCACUGCGGAGCGAACGUAAGAGACAGGAUCCCUCACCUGUCUCUCGCCCAGCCUAUGAUACGUCUCGUCGUCAAGCGUCGGAGCCAACUGGAGCCCUGCACCCACACACCCCGUCUGCUUCGCCGCACACAUCCUCGCCGAGUAGCUCUCGUCCGGCGAGCAUUGCGAGUCGUGGACGGGGAUCGUCUCGUCCCCCUUCCGUUCACACUAAUUCAUCGGAUGACCAAAGGCCCUCGAACCCUAGGCGCGGAUCUGUAACGUCUCUAUCCGUGAAAAACGUCAGCGCAUUUGAUCGUUCUUCGUGGUCCGCAAACAAUCCCUCGCUGAUGAUGAUGCCCUCCAUGCCCAAUCCGAUGUAUACGAUGGACAUGCCUCUCCUCCCUCCGACGCCGCCCUUUAUGCUGCAUCAAUACCCUGCGCCCAGGUCGCAUAACUCCUCCCCGGCGCGUUCUUCGUCAUCUUCUCAGUCCCGGCAGCGUUUGCCGAGCAACAGCAGCUCUCAGUCGCGGCAAUCGCUACAUCGGCCACCGCCAGCACAAGCUGGUCCAAGUCAUCAAAGGCGGAGCAGUGAUGAUGCGCGGCGGAUGAGCACGCCGCCGACCAGAGACAGCCAGCUCUACGGCGGGUCUCUGCGGUCUCAUUCCAGCACAUCACUUGCUCGUGGGCGAUCGUCGCUGCCUCUACAGGAGUUGCAUCAGCAGUCGCACCCGCCCAGCCCGUGGCCCGGGACUGCACCACCGAUGGCCACCUCCUACUCCCAGCAGCAGUUGACUCCGGCGGGUCGACCAGUGCAUCGGAGCACCCGGCGGCAAACCACCAUAUCAUAGCCCAUGUAGACAAAACUAGCUGCCAGUCAUUCUUUCGCAUCUACACACUCAUUUGCAUGUAACCCAUGGAGCCCCGUAGCAUAUUCUCUCGAAGUACUAUCGUCAUUCAAGUAAUAAUGCUUCAUGGAACACUGUAUGACCGUAUUCAAUGUUUUAUCGUUCGCACUAGUCCCGCAGCUCAUCUGCACAGCCACAGACAUCACCACUUACUUUCCACCACACAUCCCCGAAUGAGUUGGUCUGGUUUCAAGAAGACCGUCAAUCGGGCGGGCACGACACUGCUGCAGAAGACUGGUCAAAUCGAGCGAACAAUCGACCGAGAAUUCGCCGAUGAACAGGCCAAGUACAAGACGUACGUUCUCGUCCUCACAGAGCUACGAAUCCGUGUCGACUCCAACCACGCCGCAGGUUCGAGAAGGAGUGCCAGGCGC